CUACCGACGCGCCCCGCGCGGGGUUGGAGGUGGAGUGGAUGGUGCGGCAGCGAUGCUGGUGGCAGCGGCCGCUGAGCGAAACAAGGAGCCCAUCCUGAGCGUGCUGCGGCAGUACGUGGACCCAGCCCAGCACGGCUUCCGUGUGCUCGAAGUGGCCUCGGGCUCCGGCCAGCACGCGGCCCACUUCGCGCAGGCCUUCCCUCACGCCGAGUGGCAGCCGUCCGACGUGGACCAGCGCUGCCUGGACAGCAUUUUGGCCACCGCUCAAGCUCAGGGGUUGGCCAACGUGAAGGCCCCGCUGUACCUAGACGUGACCUGGCAUUGGGAACAGUGGGGCGGGAUCCUGCCGCAGUCGCUGGACCUGCUGCUCUGCAUCAACAUGAUGCACAUUAGUCCCUUGAAAUGCACGGAGGGGCUCUUCAGAGCAGCAGGACACUUGCUCAAACCCAAGGCUCUGCUUAUCACCUAUGGGCCCUAUGCUGUCAAUGGGAAGAUCUCUCCACAGAGCAAUGUGGACUUUGACCUGACCCUCAGAUGCAGGAAUCCGGAGUGGGGGCUUCGGGACACAGCCCUCCUGGGGGACUUGGGCCAGGCCAGUGGCCUACUCUUGGAGAGGAUGGUGGACAUGCCUGCCAACAACAAGUGCUUGAUUUUCCGUAAGAAGUAACCCCAGUUCUUUGUCCAGCUUGCCUGCAUCCCAGCCAAAGGCUCUUUUGGCCACAAACCAACACCACCAGCCCUUGUGCCAGGCCUUGGUGCCAACCCCACCCAGUCUGGCCUCUUGGCUGGCAGCUGGUGGGCUGUCCAGAAUAAAGUAUUUUCUGCUGCCCUCUU
Nycticebus coucang (slow loris) is the source of this 834-nucleotide messenger RNA. RefSeq names its product methyltransferase like 26 (gene METTL26). The record is from RefSeq and is a predicted model, not a curated record. NCBI's taxonomy places the organism in Eukaryota, Metazoa, Chordata, Mammalia, Primates, Lorisidae. Bases 53 to 667 code for a protein of 204 amino acids. The transcript is spliced from 6 exons.